Cryptotermes secundus is the source of this 1483-nucleotide messenger RNA. RefSeq names its product protein ALP1-like. NCBI's taxonomy places the organism in Eukaryota, Metazoa, Arthropoda, Insecta, Blattodea, Kalotermitidae. The record is from RefSeq and is a predicted model, not a curated record. The transcript is spliced from 3 exons. Bases 163 to 1428 code for a protein of 421 amino acids.
AUGCCGGCGCUACACGAUGCUACGAACGUUGGCUCCAACGUUGGGCAGAACGUUUGAGUCAAAUAAGUUCGACAGUUGGUGCGGCAAAUGUAUCUGCUACACGGUGUGGCGAAUGCUUGAACCAAAAUUGUUUGGUACAAACGUUUGCCUAGUAGUUCUAAAAUGGAGGAUACAGACGUUGCAAUUGCAGCCGCAGCGGUAGUAGUAUUGUCUUGUGCCAAGUUAUUACUUGAAAACAAGAAACGUAAAAGACGUACAAGAAGAUGGUGGAUGUUAUCUCUAAAUAAGAGCAGAGGACGGUACAAUGGCUCAGAUAUGCUACUGGAUUUACGAAGAGAAAGCUCAGGAAAAUUUGAGAACUUUUGUAGAAUGUCAGCAGAAGAUUUUGAAUAUCUUUUGAAUAAAAUUGGGCCAAAAAUAAAAAAACAAGACACCAAUAUGAGACAAGCUAUUCCAGUAAAAGACUGUCUAGCAGUUACUCUACGGUUUUUGGCUAGUGGCGACACAUUUACCAGUCUUGGAUACCUAUUUAAAAUAUCACAUCAGUCCAUAAGCCGCAUCGUCGCCAAUGUUUGUGAGGCUCUCAUUGAAGUACUAAAGGAUGAGAUACGGUUGCCACAUUCAGAGGAAGAUUGGAGAAGAAUAGCAAAUGGAUUUUAUCAGCGAUGGAACUUUCCCCAAUGUGUGGGAGCAAUAGAUGGUAAACAUGUGUUACUUCAAGCUCCAUUUAAUAGCGAAUCGAAAUUUUUUAAUUAUAAAAAAUCGUUCAGCAUCAUACUUUUGGCACUGGUUGAUGCAGAUUAUUGCUUUACAUUUAUUGACGUUGGGGCGCAAGGAAGAAUGAACGACGCUGGAGUGUUUGCGUGCACAACACUCUAUCGUAAAAUGAUACGUAGGGAACUUUUGCUUCCACCAAACGAACCUCUGCCGGGGCGCCACAAGAGCGUACCAUACAUUUUUGUAGGUGACGAUGCAUUCCCUCUUAGUAGCUCACUUUUAAAACCAUAUUCUGGAAAUCAUGCCAAGGGUAGCAUUGAACGGAUUUUUAACUACCGCCUUUGUCGAGCACGAAGAAUUGUAGAAAAUGUUUUUGGAAUUUUAGCAUCUGUAUUCCGCGUUUUUAGAACACCGAUGUUGAUACAGCCUGAAAAAGCUGCUAUGGUUUGCAUGACAUGUGCACUACUUCAUAAUUUUCUACGGCGAAGUAAUACAUCUAGGCAAAUAUAUAGCCCAAAUGGCAGCUUUGAUUAUGAAGAAGAUGGACAUUUGAAACCAGGAACAUGGCGCCAAGAGACCAGCAAUUCGUCGCUUACCCCUCUUUCCAAAACACCGAGAAAACCAUCUCAGGAGGCAAAAGAUAUUCGAAAGGAGUUUGCAGAAUAUUUUAUAACUAACGGAGCAGUUGAAUGGCAAGAUUAUGUUAAUUGACUGAUAACAAUGUUUUUUUGUUUAUUAAAUAAACUAUAUGAAAUAAAAUUACCUC